This is a messenger RNA of Sturnus vulgaris (Common starling), 2778 nucleotides long. RefSeq names its product adaptor related protein complex 1 subunit sigma 2 (gene AP1S2). Gene Ontology annotation, cellular component: membrane coat; AP-1 adaptor complex. Gene Ontology annotation, biological process: vesicle-mediated transport; intracellular protein transport. NCBI's taxonomy places the organism in Eukaryota, Metazoa, Chordata, Aves, Passeriformes, Sturnidae. The record is from RefSeq and is a predicted model, not a curated record. Gene Ontology annotation, molecular function: clathrin-cargo adaptor activity.
GCCCGGCAAGUUCCUCUUAAAAUAUAAUUGCAACAUCACUCCUUUAGAGGAAGCGAGACCUGGAACAUAGGACCGCAGGGAAAGCACUUAAUCUCUCCUUUUGUGUAACGUGGGAAAAGACUGGGCUUUUCUGUGCCGUCGGAUUCUCCGCUGGGAGAUGCAGUUUAUGUUGCUUUUUAGUCGCCAGGGGAAAUUGAGACUCCAGAAGUGGUAUGUCCCAUUAUCUGACAAAGAAAAGAAGAAAAUCACAAGGGAACUUGUUCAAACAGUAUUAGCCCGCAAACCGAAAAUGUGCAGCUUCCUGGAAUGGAGAGACCUGAAGAUUGUCUACAAAAGAUAUGCAAGUCUCUAUUUCUGCUGUGCUAUUGAAGAUCAGGACAAUGAACUAAUAACUUUGGAAAUAAUUCAUCGCUAUGUAGAACUUCUUGACAAGUAUUUUGGCAGUGUCUGUGAACUUGAUAUCAUCUUCAAUUUUGAAAAAGCCUAUUUCAUUCUGGAUGAGUUCCUUUUAGGAGGGGAAGUUCAGGAGACAUCCAAGAAAAAUGUUCUUAAAGCCAUUGAACAAGCAGAUCUUUUACAGGAGGUAAGCAAAUGCAACUUCUCUGGCCGAAGUGUCAGCAUGGUAGGCUGUGACUCAAAAACCUCUUAUUCCUCUAAGCUUCUAGAAGGUAUUUUUCAGCAUGCUUAGCAUGUAGUUUUAGCUGGUUGUCCUAAGUGUGCAAUAGGAUGAUGUUAGCUGCUCUUUUCGUUUGGUUUGGCAUGUGGAUGUUGUAAACUACUGUGACUUCGUGUUCUGCUAGUAAUGCAAGUGGCUGUUUUGUGUUUAUACCUAGAUAAUUGUAGAUCGUGCUGAUUUAACUUAGUAUUGUUCAUGUGUCUUCCAUUCCUUCUUUUUAUUUAUUAACCAUUAGUUUUUUUGUCAUACCCUGAUGCAUGUUCACUUCUUUACUGGUUCAUUGCUGAAAUCCAGAAGCUAGACUCUCUUUGAGACUCAUUCAGGUAUAGUUCUAAUUAGUUCUUAGACCUGCUUUUCUGCUAUAGGCUGCUUAUUGUGGAACAUUUUUGCGCUGACAAAGCAGUAAUAGUAGUGCCAUAGAAACAUACAGAAUAAAGUAUAAGAACAUUGUUUUUUUCACUUUGAAUGCUUUUGCUGUUUACUGUUAUCACUGAAGAACGAUGGAUUGCAUGUCUACCAUUUAAAAAAAAAAUCAUGUGAGGGUAUUCAAUGGUAUAGAAAAACUUUAUAAUUUCUCCAUAUUUUUCCAUCCUAUGCUGGUUACUUUGAAUUUAUUUGAUUUUGUUUGGUAUUCUUUCUUACUGAAAUGUACACCAUUAAGGUCCUUGAAUGUCUAAAUGGGAAUCAAAAAUUCUGGUGUGCUGGGGGAAUCAUCAGUCUUGUCUGCAAGUCAGUGGAACAUAUGGUUUAACAGGGAUGGUUCACCUUUAUAUUUUAAAGUGGGCUGGGGUUUACUGCCUAGAUUCUAUAUAGAUCCAAGCUGCUCUGUUUUUCCCCCAUGUGAACCUUCUGUUUUGUUAUUUUCUCCGAUUAAUUAAUUGCUUAAUUUUCUUAGAAGCCUUCUGUGUUCCACUUGGUAGUCUUUUGUUGGACAUAAUGUUGGUAGGAUGGGGAAAACACACGGUGUUCUUUACCCUGAUAGCUGUGUUUGUAAGCCCUUCAGAGUAUACGCAGAUCCACUGCACAUUAAAGUUUUUAUCAUGAACAAGGUCAGACAUUACACACAGAUCUGCUACCCUAUUUUUCUAGAAAGGAAAUAUAUGCACUUAUUUACUACUUGUGUUCUGAUUCAAUUUAAGUCCUCCUUUACUCUUUGUAGGAAUUAUGUUAACCAGAAGUCCUGUUGCAGUUUACAAAGAGGGGAGAAAAAUAAUCUGUUUAUUCUCUUAAAAUCUUUUGCUCUUUAUAUGAAAACAGAUGAAACAGAUUAGUUAUAGAUUUCAUUUUGUCUCCUGCGAAUGUAGUUAAUUGCACAUAAAGUAGAAUAACUAAAUUCUUUUUUGUUGUUACUGUUUUUGACCUUUAUUUUCACUAUAUUUGUGGGGCGGUUUAAAGAAAAAAAAAUUCUGUUUCUAGGAAUUCAUUACUAUUUUUCUUUCCAAGCAACGAGCAUUCUCUUUUCACAGAGAAUAUAAUUUCAUAUAUUAAUGUAACUUAAGUUUAGAAUCUUAUGCAAAGGGAAAUACCACUUCUGAAAUGUGAGACUUUUCCCUAGCCCUGGUAGCUUUACUCUGAUCACCUUUCCUUUUCCCAUCUUUAGGAGAUUUUUAAUUGUCAGUGUUGAUUAAAUAAUUCUGAUUAACUUGAAAUGUGGCAGUUUAUCACAGCACCACUGGAGUCUUAUGUCGGGUUUCUGUCUUCUUCAUUCUUAGUUAUAUUGACUGUUGGUCAAAUAUAAAACUACUCCCUAUAUCUGCAUUUUAGUUUAUAUACCCCGUAAAAGUCUGGGUUCAUAUUUAAAUUGAACUUCCAAUAAAUUUGGACUCUUUUCUGUAGAAGUUUGGUUUUGUAUCAGCUGCUGCUAUGUAAAUGAAGGAUUUGAUGAAGAGAGUUGUUAAAAUAACAGUUUCUCACAUACGGAGAAUUUUUGGUACUUUGAGUUAAUAUCUGCUUCCCAGAAUACUUCAGAACUACCAGACUGAAACAUGGUGUGAUUCCAAAUGCAAAACAUAUUUCUAGCAGGGUCGACAUGUGUUUGUUUUUGACCAUGACAGAUUUUAAUUAUGUGCAACAAAGUGAUUUUUAUUUGACCUCGAAUAUUG